Messenger RNA from Staurois parvus, 258 nucleotides. The record is from the annotation of a GenBank genome assembly. Lineage: Eukaryota; Metazoa; Chordata; Amphibia; Anura; Ranidae.
AUCUUCUCCAGUUUACAUCAAAGCAGUCUGAUCAACACCCGUCAGAGCAGCCUCAUUAGCACCCAUCAGUGCAGCCUCACCAACACCCAUCAGUGCAGCCUCACCAACACCCAUCAGUGCAGCCUCAUCAGUACCCAGCAGUACAGCCUCAUUAAUACCCAUCAGUGUAGCCUCAUCACUGUCAACCAGUGCAUCCUCAAUAGCGCACCUCAGUGCUUCCUUAUCAGUGUAGCCACAUCCCAGUGUCCCCAUCACAGC